CUCCCUACCACCUUUCAGAGAGAGAGCGAGAGAGAAAUAUUAAAAUGUGGUGGUUCGGAUAAUUGGAGCCAGGUAACUUGACAGGAUAGAACACAUCGAAGGGAAGGGAGCCCUGGUUGCUCUAAACUAUUUCUCACUUAAAGGAACACUUACAAAGUGCUGCAGAAGCCUCUCGUCCAGGAUUUGGCCCUGCGAUCAUCUGGUCUGUUAUUCUACCACUACCCAACAAAACCCCACAAGUCUGAACCCCACUACGCUACACACUCCUGUUCUUGGUUACCAGAAGAAGCUUUGCCUAAUCUCUGCACCUGUAACAAAACAUGAGGGUACGGGUGUUCACGCGGGCACAUUUACUACAGGAAUUCCGUUUGUGCUGUCAAUCACUCGCUGCCAAGGACAACAGUGGUUUCCGGCAGACGUUUGAGGAGCUGAAUGAUGUUGGUAAAGAGUACACUACCAGGGCUGGAGAACUGGAGGCCAACAGAGAGAAGAACAGAUACCCCUACAUACUGCCUUAUGACCACAGUCGAGUGAGGCUGUCCCUGCUAGACUCCCAGCUACACUCAGAUUAUAUCAACGCUAGUUAUGUCCCUGUGAGUACUCUCUGUCUGUCUGUCGCUGUAUGUCUGACCGUCUAUCCAUUCAUCAAGUCUGCUGUCUGUCUGUCUGCUCCUCAGGGUGGAUGUACAGAGCGAGACUUCAUCUGUACCCAGGGUCCUUUGCGCAGCACCAUGGCUGACUUCUGGAGGAUGGUGUGGGAGCAGAAUGUUAGGAUCAUCGUCAUGGUGACCGCCCUGACACAAAAAUACAUGGUGCUGUGUGAUGAGUACUGGCCAAUGGCGCAAGGGACGGUGUCGUAUGGAGUGGUCCAGGUUACCACAGUGUCUCGUAAACGGGGUCCAGAUUAUUUCAUCACCACCAUUCACUUACGACAGCGCGGUUUUCCCGUAGAAAGGACAGUAACGCACUACUACUACCCUGCCUGGCCAGACCAGGGUGUACCCAAGGACCUCUCCUCUCUCUGUGCCUUCACCGAGCAUGUGCGGCAGCAUCUGGACACACUACCACUUCUGGGACCUGCCGUGGUGCACUGCAGUGCAGGUGUGGGGCGGUCUGGGACGUUUGUAGCUCUGCUGUGGCUGAUGCAGCUGUGUGUGCGUGGCAUCAGGCCUGACGUUAGAGCAGCCGUGGAGGACCUGAGACGGCACAGAGUCAUGAUGGUCCAGAACCUGGAGCAGUAUAUACUGGUUCAUCAGUGUCUGAUGCACUGGCUGAGUGGAGGGAGUGUUGGGCCUCUAGUAAGCAGUGUACAGAUUCAGGCUGGCCCUGCUCAUGUCGAUCGGGGGCAGGAUCACCCCCUCACUUCCUCAGGGCGAUCAGGUCGGGGGAACAGGUCGAGUGGGAGGCACAGGCAGCACCAGGAACAGCACACACAACAUCCAGUCCAAACCCAACCACAAACCCAGAGCUCCUCGCAACAGUUGUUCAACCCUAGGAACUUGCUAAGAAGACUGCUGCCCUCCUUCAUGCAUAUUAAUCCACAAACACACACCUGAGGACUAAUCGCACAAAUGCAGACACACCCUACACCUUCAUCCGCAUUUACACACCAAUCUAUAGACACACCCUCAUCCUCACUCAGUCACACACCUGGGGGGGCCAACUCAGUCUGAACACACAAUAGUACAGACAUACCUGUAUCUACACGUGAAGCCACACAUCCAAACUUAGCCAAGUGGGAAUGGGUUGACUUAUUCCUCUCCAACACACCUGGGGAUGGGGGAAGAUGUCCUGACCUAGGGACUACUGUACAUUGUGUGAUUACACAUAACAAGGCCUUUGAUUGAGUGGGAAGGGGACUUCCCCUGGGGGAUGACUGUGUGUGUGUGUGUCAAAAGACCGACAAAGGAGGCAGCCGCAACAACUGUUCCAUCUAUUUCCUGGAUCAGUCCGACAGACACAGACAGAGAGGAACAUGCCCCUCCGGUUGAACCUGUUCCUCCAGGCUGGAUUACCGACCAUGAAGAACUAUUAAGGCCUGAGGUAAUGGGGGAGAUAUGCACUUCAUCACUAAUGGUGCGGUGACACACACAUCUAUUGUCAUGAAUGCCUGACUACAAACCCAAGAUUGUCCCUAUGUACAAGGCUGCAGCAAUUUUGAAAUCCAUUUAAAAACCAUAGUGUGCUGGAACAAGAUUUGUACGUUGUAUGAUGAUGUACAUUGUUACUUUUGUACAUAUGUGUGUCUCUGACUGCUUGUUUAUCUUCCCAGUGAAAAUGGCCUCUACCACAAUUUAGACCCUUGAUUUGUUAGGAAAAUUCAAUGAAAAAUAUUUUGAACUAUUUUGUGCAGAAACUAAGCACUAUUGUUCAUGUUAUCUCCAGAGAAAAAGACAAACGCGUGGUGAGUCACUGUACAAAAAAGGUCGAUUGAAAAACGCAGAGGCAACGUCAUUCUCCAUAAAUGACUGUGACAGCAUUUACAGAACAUAAAGUAGACCUUGAAAUAUAGAAAAUAAACAACAGUGGAUGAAAACCCA
Molecule: messenger RNA, 2540 nt
Organism: Coregonus clupeaformis (lake whitefish)
Lineage: Eukaryota; Metazoa; Chordata; Actinopteri; Salmoniformes; Salmonidae
Product: receptor-type tyrosine-protein phosphatase V
Exons: 10
Coding region: 321-1556 (411 amino acids)
Biological process (GO): protein dephosphorylation
Molecular function (GO): protein tyrosine phosphatase activity
Source: RefSeq, a predicted model, not a curated record